Molecule: messenger RNA, 1437 nt
Organism: Sorex araneus (European shrew)
Lineage: Eukaryota; Metazoa; Chordata; Mammalia; Eulipotyphla; Soricidae
Product: olfactory receptor 14J1-like
Exons: 5
Coding region: 1-1437 (478 amino acids)
Biological process (GO): G protein-coupled receptor signaling pathway
Cellular component (GO): membrane
Molecular function (GO): odorant binding; G protein-coupled receptor activity; olfactory receptor activity
Source: RefSeq, a predicted model, not a curated record
AUGGCCUGUGAGGAAAUGGCCUGUGAUAUCCAAGAGGUCUACAAUGUUCCAGCCCCAGUCCCACCUGACCAGGAUAACUGUAAUGCUGAAAGAUUUUGUCAUUUAGAAAAUGGUGGACAUACAGCAUACCGUAUUUUGCUGAAAGGGACUGAGUUACAGGUCCAGGGACUUUCAUCUCAUGUCAAGUGCACACACUGGCAGCUUAUCCAUGUGUUGAGGGAAGAAGUUCCUGAACGUCUUCUGAUGAUUUCCUUAGGUUCCAGAAAGCUCUUGCCCAGAUAUGUCUGUGGUUCAUACUUAGGGCCUGAAGACAUGGUGCAGCAGGGGUCUGUGGUGUCAAAACCAAAUAGAACUAGCCGGGCAGUCCUAGAGGUGUCCGGGGAUGCAGCUGGCAAAUAUCAGGAGAGCCCAGGGGGCUGGGAGAGAAACUGUGUCAGGGAAAAGAGAGCGCUAAGGGCCAACAGCAGAACUAUGACGAAUUUCACCAGGAGUGGGUUUCUCCUCAUGGGGUUUUCUACCAAGCCUGAGCUAGAAAUCGUCUAUGCUUGUCUGUUCCUCGUUCUCUACUUGUUGGCUUUAACUGGCAACAUGCUCAUCAUCACCACCACGGCCCUGGGUGACAGUCUCCAGUCCCCCAUGUAUUUCUUCCUGAAGCAUCUCUCCUUUCUGGAUCUCUGCUAUAUUUCCGUGACUGUGCCGAGAUUCAUUUACAACUCUUUCAUGCACAGUGGAAAUAUUUCCCUCUGGGAAUGCAUCGUGCAGUGCUUUGUUAUCGCCCUCUGUGCAAUUGCCGAGAUGGCCAUGCUCACAUUGAUGUCCUAUGACCGCUACGUGGCCAUCUGCUUGCCCCUGCACUAUGAAAUCGUCAUGGAUGUCAGAACCUGUGUCCAUGGGGUUGCCGGCGUGUGGGUCAGUGGGACCAUCUCUGGAGUCAUGCAUGUGGCAGCUACUUUCUCCAUCCACUUCUGUGGUCCCCGCAUCAUUCACCAGUUCUUCUGUGACAUCCCCCAGAUCCUCAGACUCUCCUGCUCCAAUGAGUAUCUGGGUGAUUUGGGGGUCACUGCAAUUGUGGGUUUGCUAUCAUUUCUUUGUUUCCUAUUUAUUGGGUUCUCCUACGUGCACAUAUUCUCUUCAGUGCUGAGGAUGCCAUCUGCGGAGGGCAGAGCCAAGGCCUUUUCCACUUGCCUCCCUCACCUUGUUGUUGUCAUGUUGUUUCUUUCCACAGGUGCCUUCGAGUUUCUCAAGCCUCAUUCUGAAUUUCCAACUGCUUUGGACCUGUUCCUCACUAUUAUGUAUACAGUAGUUCCCCCAACAUUCAAUCCAAUCAUCUACAGUCUGAGAAACAAAGCCAUAAAGUUAGCUCUGAGAAAGGUGUUUCAAAGAAAAGACGCACUUACUUCCAUUCGUUCAUUAUUGGGAGACAAGUUCAAUAUAUAA